This is a messenger RNA of Perca fluviatilis (European perch), 4463 nucleotides long. RefSeq names its product Scm like with four mbt domains 1 (gene sfmbt1). Gene Ontology annotation, molecular function: histone binding; transcription corepressor activity. Gene Ontology annotation, cellular component: nucleus. The record is from RefSeq and is a predicted model, not a curated record. The coding region runs from base 248 to 2845 and encodes 865 amino acids. Gene Ontology annotation, biological process: regulation of DNA-templated transcription. The transcript is spliced from 22 exons. NCBI's taxonomy places the organism in Eukaryota, Metazoa, Chordata, Actinopteri, Perciformes, Percidae.
GUUGUAACUUCCGCUCUUACGACCAUUUUAUUUUGAAACGUGUAACCGGGGCUCUCGGUUUUUAUUCGCGUUAGUUUGUCAUUGCUGCGAGCGAGCAGGCGGAGAGGAACUGCAUCUAAAAACCGACUUGGAAAAACUACUUAGCGAGCUUUGGACCAGUGCUCAUUCAUUUUCUCUCGCUGGAUAAUUAUCCUUCUCCUGUUUUCCUUCUCAGAGCUCCUAGUCUCAGCCUUGAGAGGGCACCAGCAUGAGUCAAGAGUCUGACAGAGACUCUGCUCAGGAUGCGUCUGACUUUAACUGGGAUGAAUACCUGGAGGAGAAUGGAGCCGUGUCCGUGCCCCAUCAGGCCUUCAAACAUGUGGACCAGGGCCUGCAGACAGGACUGACUCCAGGCAUGAAGCUGGAGGUGUGUGUGCGCUCAGAGGCCGGCAGUCCAUACUGGGUGGCCAACAUCAUCACCACAUGUGGCCAGCUGCUGCUGCUACGCUACGAGGGCUACCAGGAUGACCGGCGUGCCGACUUCUGGUGUGACCUAAUGACGGCAGACCUCCACCCGCUGGGCUGGAGCCGCCAGCAUGGGAAGACAAUGAGGGCCCCCGAGGGUGUGCGUGAGAAGCACCAGGACUGGGAGGCUCUGUUGGAAAAGGCCCUGGCUGAGGAGUGCAGCGCGCCUGCCAGCCUGCUGGAAUUGCCCCAGCGUGGUAGAGACCCAGUGGAGCUCCUGUGUGCAGGCUGCUACGUGGAGCUCCAGGACAGUGUUGACCUGGGGCUUGCCUGGGCUGCUGAGGUGGAGGAGAACGUCGGAGGAAGGCUGAAGCUGCGCCUGGUAGGCACCGAGGGCCUCCCAGACACGCCCGCAACCCUUUGGCUCUUUUACCUCCACCCACGCCUCCACCCACCCGGCUGGGCCAAAGAGCACGGCUGCGCCCUCAGGCCUCCCUUGGACCUGCUGGCCCUGCGGACAGAGGGAGAGUGGGAGGAGGUGAGACAGAGGAUCAGUGACCUGCCCCAGGAUGAAGCACUGACUGCAGAGUUCAGUAAGGAUCAGCCUGCCAUUGCUGCUCAUUGUUUCAAGGAAGGAAUGAAACUGGAGGCUGUUGACCCUGGUGCUCCUAUUUCCAUCAGGCCUGCCACUGUCACCAAGGUGUUCAACGAGCAGUACUUCCUUGUGAAGAUGGACGACCUCUGUGGUAUUGAGGAGGGUGCUGGGAGGUCCUUUCUGUGUCACAGAGACAGUCCAGGAAUCUUCCCUACUCAGUGGAGCCUCAAAAAUGGACUCUCUCUCAGCCCCCCACCAGGAUACCAGGGUCCAGACUUUGACUGGGCGGAUUACCUGAAACAGUGCGAGGCUGAGGCAGCUCCUCAACAUUGCUUCCCAACUGAGCAAUGUGACCACAGCUUCAAAGAGGCCAUGAAACUGGAGGCUGUUAACCUGCUGUCACCUGAGAACAUUCAUGUGGCAACUGUCACCAGGGUCAAAGGGCAAUACAUUUGGCUCAGCCUGGAAGAUGGAGAACCUAAAAGACUGAAGCAGCCCAUGCCAGAGCUGAUAGUUCAUGUGGACUCCCUUGACAUCUUCCCUGUCAGCUGGUGUGAAACAAACGGCUAUCCACUCAUCUACCCCAUCAAACCCUCAGUUGAAAAGGAGAGGAAGAUUGCUGUGGUACAGCCUGAGAAACACCGAAUUCCACCAAAGUCAUCGUCACCUGACACUGUCAAGCAGCAGAUGGCCAACCAGUCAGAGACAGGGCAGGGGAAUGGGAAAUACUGCUGUCCCAAGAUCUACUUCAACCACCGCUGUUUCUCUGGGCCUUACCUUAACAAGGGACGCAUUGCAGAGCUUCCUCAGUUCAUUGGCCCUGGAAACUGUGUCCUUGUGCUCAAAGAGGUAUUGACUUUGCUGAUAAACUCGGCAUACAAGCCCAGUCGUGUGCUGAGAGAGCUGCAGCUGGACCAGGAGAGCCGCUGGCAAGGCCAUGGAGAGACACUCAAAGCCAAGUACAAGGGAAAGAGUUAUCGGGCCACUGUGGAAAUAGUCCGCACUGCAGACCGUGUGGCAGACUUCUGCAGGAAAACCUGCAUCAAGCUAGAGUGCUGCCCGAACCUGUUUGGCCCUCGCAUGGUUCUGGAGCGCUGCUCGGAGAACUGCUCCGUCCUCACAAAGACCAAAUACACAUAUUACUACGGAAAGAAGAAGAGUAAACGUGUUGGCCGUCCACCUGGGGGCCACUCCAACCUGGAAGGUGGAGUGAAGAGAAGAGGGAGGAGGAGGAAGAGAAGGAAACAGCUGUUUGUACAUAAGAAGAGACGCUCUUCAGCCUCAGUGGACAACACCCCUGCUGGGUCUCCACAGGGCAGUGGAGAGGAAGAAGAUCUGGAUGAAGAUGACUCCCUGAGUGACUCUGGGUCUGAGCUGCAGGACGAUCUCCAGGAUGAUUCUGAACAAUCGAUUGGGAAGUCUCAGCCCACCACGCCAUCCCCCUCCCCACCAGCAACACCUAGGCCCACACGCCGGCGCCGGAAGCCCCACUCCCCCUCAUUCUCUGAUGAUGAGAACCGCCCUCCUUCACCAAAGACGUCAAAGGUUGAGCCUCCUCCGAAGUUGUGUUUGGACACCAGUCCGCUAGAGUGGAGCGUUACUGAUGUGGUUCGCUUUAUCAAGACCACUGACUGUGCACCUCUUGCACGGAUUUUCUUGGAUCAGGAGAUUGACGGACAGGCACUGCUGCUGCUGAACCUCCCAACAGUGCAGGAGUGCAUGGACCUGAAGCUGGGACCGGCCAUCAAGCUGUGUCACCACAUUGAGAGGGUCAAGCUGGCAUUUUAUCAGCAGUUUGCUACGUAGCUGACGGGGAAUGAACAUGGACACGACUACAUACUGUUCUGUGUAUUAAUUCUGUGAAAAACACUCUAUUUCCCCAUUUUGACUUUUCCAGCACUGGACAUCCUUUAGAAUCCUGAAUCUACCACAUUGUGUUAGACAAAACCGUGGACAUGAAUCAUGUGAACGAAGAAGCGCUGCAUAAGAAUAAACAUGUGCUCUUUAGGAAAGCGACACACACACACACACACACACACACACACACACACACACACACACACACCUUAACUUAUGUGUCUUCAGAAUGUCUCAGAUUCUUCUUUUAUUUCCUCUUUCUUUAUGAGGAUGACUGAGUGCCAGUGCCACAACUCCAUUGGUUUGUUGUUUUCAUUCAUGAUUUCCAGCCUCCCCUGCUGUCUCUUAAAGGGAAUACCACUGAAUCACAGCUUUUACUUGUCAUACUCAGCCCUAGAAUAUUUGGUAUCUGCUCGUCAACAUUUGCUAUUAACGGCUGGAGUCAGGAAUCAGGUGGUCUUGCCUCGAAUCUGGUGAUUUCACACUGAAGUCUAAUUUCGUUGAAAAGAUGUUCAAAAAUGUUGGUCCAAAUAAGGCUAAAUGCAGUAUAUAUAUUGGCCCACUUACAUUGAAGCAUUUAAAAAUGAGUUUUUUUCCACAAAAUCCAUUUCACUGCAAUAGCCUCAAGCUGCAACUUGGAGCCUUUGGGUUAUGCUUUCUAGUUUUUAAGAGACUCACUUAUAGAUAAAAUAACUGUUUGCAUACAGAUAAAACUACAAGUUGCAUCCAGUGAACACGGUUUGCAAGUUUUUGAAAGCCAGAGGUAAUAUUAAACUAGAUAUACUGAUAGAUUCAAAAGAACAGUCAUAGUGUGCUGUUGCAAGCUAAGGAAUUCGAUUUUAAUGUGAACACCAGACGUGUGUAUACUGUACUAAUACCAUUUGCAAAUGUUAUCCAGCUGAGUCAAGAUACAAUCUGCUCAACAACAAAUGUAAAGGGGACCUUCAUCUCAAGAGAUCUAAUUGCUUUUUGGUUCAAGCUUCUACAGUAUGUAAGAGCAGUUUACAUUGUAAGGAGGACUCUAAUGCAAGCACAAGCAAAACCAUGUACUGUAUGGUGGUAUGCAAAUAUGACUGUGCAUGUUUUUAUAUAGUGUAUAUAAUAUAUUCUAGUGCAAUAGGGUGAUUAGAAAGAAAAACAAGUAUUGAGCAAUUCACUUUUUGCAUAAGCAAUGUAUAAAUCCCCUAAAUAUACAGUGUAUUUGCACAGAAUACGCCUACAUUUUCUCAUAUGGGGUGUAUGGUUAAAACAAAGUUGAUUAUUUGAGCCAUUUCAUAUCAUUGAAUAGUCAUUAACCAUUACCUUAAUGAUACAUGGGCAGUUUUAAAGCAGGAAGAUAUUCUCAAAAUGCUUUUGUAAAUCGUUUUUCCUCCUUUUACCAAUUAUUAUAGUGUGAUUAACUGUAAUGUGCUUUCUUUGUGUGAGAAAAACCUCCGUAGGUUCGUAGUUGACCAAUUUGCUUGUAGUUUCAGCUGUACUCAAAUCAAUGGAGCAGCUUUUUAUUCACAUUUGAAGAUUGUAACUGCUAUUUAAAGAGAAGACUGCAAUUAAAACUAUGAACAACGAA